AUGCUGAGUAGUUUUGCUGCCUCCCUAACCCAGUCGGUCAGACCAGUGACUAUUAAGGUUUACCUCAGUGCUAUCAAGAACCUGCACCUGGAGCUCGGUUAUGUCGACCCGACCGAGGGCGCGCACUUCCUCAAGCGAGUGGUACGCGGUAUUUGCCGUUGCCAUGGAGUAGCCGCUGUCCGCCCCCGGCUGCCAAUCACGUUUCCUAUUCUCUGCAGUCUGGUUGACACCUGCCUAGCUGCUCCAGCCAUGUGCCCUCACGACAAGCGCUGCCUGCAUGCCGCUAUGCUUGCCGUGUUCUUUGGUUUCUUCAGAUGCGGUGAACUGCUAGAAGCACCUACCACGCGCGGCUGUUUGACAUUCGAGUCAGGGAUGCUCCAUGUGCACCUACCACGCUCGAAGACAGACCCGUCCGGGGAAGGUACGACGGUGCUGAUCGGGCCAGCGGUGCCGCCAUACUGCGCUGUGAGAGCCAUGCUCACCUACCUCACUGCAACCGCCUCUGCUCGUCCAGGCAGUGCUGUGUUCAUCCUGGCCAACGGGCAACGCCUCAACCACAGCACUUUUACAGCCCACGUACGCACGCUGCUUAGCACCAGCGGCGUGGCAAACUGGCAGGACUAUGCAGGCCACAGCUUCCGUAUCGGGGCCGCUACCACUGCUGCCCUUGCUGGCGUCCCCGACCACCAGAUCCGCUCCGCGGGACGGUGGCGCAGUGAUGCAUGCCUACGCUACAUCCGGACACCACCGUCAUCGGCCCGAACGCUGGCCAGCAAACUAUCCUCAAGCUCACUGACUUGUCAGUUUGAGCACUUUGGCAAGGCCUGGCCGUCUUUUCCUACUGUGAAGUCGAAUAAUGACGAAGAGACAGAUGACGACGAGGCGGAUAAUGACGAGGCGGCCGAUGACGACGAGGCAGAUGACGAUGAGACGGCUGGUGGUGAUGGUGAUAAAACGGACGAGGAGGAGUCAGGUUGCAGGGAAGGUGAUGGAGCUUAUGAGGGUGAAGUUCGUAACAACAGUUGA
Molecule: messenger RNA, 1026 nt
Organism: Sycon ciliatum
Lineage: Eukaryota; Metazoa; Porifera; Calcarea; Leucosolenida; Sycettidae
Exons: 4
Coding region: 1-1026 (341 amino acids)
Biological process (GO): DNA integration; DNA recombination
Molecular function (GO): DNA binding
Source: RefSeq, a predicted model, not a curated record